Messenger RNA from Patiria miniata (bat star), 694 nucleotides. RefSeq names its product tyrosine-protein phosphatase non-receptor type 13-like. The record is from RefSeq and is a predicted model, not a curated record. NCBI's taxonomy places the organism in Eukaryota, Metazoa, Echinodermata, Asteroidea, Valvatida, Asterinidae. Gene Ontology annotation, biological process: protein dephosphorylation. The coding region runs from base 70 to 603 and encodes 177 amino acids. The transcript is spliced from 4 exons. Gene Ontology annotation, molecular function: protein tyrosine phosphatase activity.
GGUAAGGACACCCACCGCUACAUCGCCUGCCAGGGACCACUGCCGCAGACUACCGGAGACUUCUGACAGAUGGUCUGGGAGCAGAGGUCGAAUGUCGUCGCCAUGGUGACACUGGCUGUUGAAAGUGGCAAGGUAAAGUGUGACCGCUACUGGCCUGAUUCCAUGGAGACACCCAUCACAGUGGCCGGCCGCUAUCAGCUGAGACUGGACAGUAUGCAGACGAUUGACCACUUUGACAUCCGCAAAAUAUCCAUGAGUGAUAUGAAGACCAACACCAUCCACUACGUCACCCAUCUCAACUUCACCACCAGGACAGACCACAGCGUGCCCUCCUUAGCCCUCCCCUUACUGCGCUACACCAAGUACAUGCGCAAGAUUCACGCCAAUGGGCCAAUCAUCGUCCACUGCAGCGCAGGAAUCGGCCGCACCGGAACGCUGAUCACCAUCGAUACCCUCAUGGCGUUGAUCGAUCGGGACGAGCCGUUCAAGAUUGUCAACAUCGUCAGGGAUCUGAGGACCCAACGCCAGGGCAUGAUUCAGACCAAGGACCAGUAUCUGUUCUGCUACAAGGCGACCAUUGAACUGCUCAAGACUCUCGUCUGAUACGCCAAGUAUUCUUCUCAGAGAUAAUAAUAAUAAUAAUAAUAAUUUGGGAGGCUAAUCAUCCUUACUCGCAGCUGGUAUGCUGAAUUGC